GUUUGUCGCAGCCAGUAAGCGAAAGUCUCGUUACGGCGGCGGAAGCAGCUUCGCUGGAGUGAGGGGUGGGGGACAGAGUGCUAUCGGCCCGGCUGCGGCUGCGGGUCCGGAGCCCGAGGACAUUACCCCUAAAGACGGAGAGCACACAAGAGCAAGCUACAGACGGCGUGGCCGCGCCCAGGUGGAAAUGAGUUCUCAGCAGUUUCCUCGGUUAGGAACCCCUUCUCCUGGGCUUAGCCAGGCACCUUCACAGAUCGCAAGCAGUGGUUCCGCAGGAUUGAUAAAUCAAGUUGCCACAGUUAACGAUGAGGCUGGCCGAGAUGCUGAUGUUGGUACCAGGGAGCACGUGGGCCCUAGCAGCUCCCUGCCGCCCCGGGAAGAGAAGCAGGAGCCAGUUGUGGUAAGGCCCUAUCCACAAGUACAGAUGCUGCCCGCACACCAUGUCGCCUCAGCCACUCCUGUCGCAGUGACAGCCCCGCCAGCACAUCUGACACCAGCAGUACCACUCUCUUUUUCGGAAGGACUGAUGAAGCCGCCCCCGAAGCCCACCAUGCCUAGCCGUCCCAUUGCUCCUGCUCCGCCUUCUACCAUGUCACUUCCCCCGAAAGUUCAAGGACAGGUUACUGUUACCAUGGAGAGCAGCAUCCCUCAAGCUUCAGCCAUUCCUGUGGCAACAAUCAGUGGACAACAGGGGCAUCCCAGUAACCUGCAUCACAUUAUGACCACAAAUGUUCAGAUGUCCAUAAUUCGCAGUAAUGCUCCUGGGCCCCCUCUUCACAUUGGAGCUUCCCACUUACCUCGAGGUGCAGCAGCUGCUGCUGUGAUGUCCAGCUCUAAAGUAACCACAGUCCUGAGGCCAACUUCCCAGCUGCCAAAUGCUGCCACGGCACAGCCAGCAGUGCAGCACCUCAUUCACCAGCCAAUCCAGUCUCGUCCACCUGUGACCACCUCCAGUACGAUCCCUCCUGCUGUAGUGGCAACAGUCUCAGCCACCAGAGCGCAGUCUCCCGUCAUCACUACGACAGCGGCGCACGCUGCUGACUCAGCACUCAGUCGGCCUACUUUAUCUAUCCAGCAUCCACCAUCUGCAGCCAUUAGUAUCCAGCGUCCUGCACAGUCUAGAGAUGUGACAACGAGAAUCACACUACCUUCUCAUCCUGCGUUAGGGACGCCGAAACAGCAGCUCCAUACAAUGGCGCAGAAAACCAUCUUUAGUACUGGCACACCGGUGGCUGCAGCUACAGUAGCACCUAUUCUGGCAACCAACACGCUCCCUUCAACAACCACAGCUGGAUCUGUGUCGCACACACAAGCUCCCACAAGUACAAUUGUUACCAUGACAAUGCCCUCCCAUUCAUCCCAUGCUACUGCUGUGACCACUUCAAAUAUCCCCGUUGCUAAGGUGGUGCCCCAGCAGAUCACACACACUUCCCCUCGGAUCCAGCCGGAUUACCCAUCAGAGAGGAGUAGCCUGAUUCCCAUUUCCGGCCAUCGAGCCUCUCCAAAUCCUGUGGCCAUGGAGACCCGAAAUGACAACAGACCUUCCGUUCCUGUUCAGUUCCAGUACUUCUUGCCAACUUACCCGCCCUCCGCCUACCCGCUGGCUGCACACACCUACACCCCCAUCACCAGUUCUGUGUCCACUAUCCGGCAGUACCCAGUUUCUGCUCAGGCCCCAAACUCCACCAUCACAGCUCAGACUGGCGUUGGUGUAGCAUCUACAGUCCACUUGAACCCCAUGCAGCUGAUGACAGUGGAUGCUUCACACGCCCGACACAUCCAGGGGAUCCAGCCAGCACCCAUCAGUACACAGGGAAUCCAGCCAGCCCCCAUUGGGACAUCAGGUAUCCAGCCAGCACCAAUUGGCACCCAAGGAAUCCACUCAGCAGCCCCAAUCAGCACUCAGGGGCUUCAGCCAGCAGCAAUGGGUAAUCAGCAGCCUCAGCCUGAAGGAAAAACCUCAGCAGUGGUGUUGGCAGAUGGAGCUACGAUUGUAGCCAACCCUAUUAGCAACCCAUUCAGUGCAGCUCCAGCAGCAACCACAGUGGUUCAGACGCACAGUCAGAGUGCUAGCACCAACACACCAGCCCAGGGCUCUUCUCCCCGGCCCAGCAUACUGAGGAAGAAGCCUGCCACAGAUGGAAUGGCAGUUCGGAAAACUCUCCUCCCUCCUCAGCCUCCUGACGUGGCUAGUCCUCGAGUAGAAAGCUCUAUGCGGAGUGCUUCCGGGUCACCUAGACCUGCAGGUGCCAAACCUAAAUCCGAAGUGCACGUGUCUAUUGCCACUCCAGUGACAGUGUCCUUGGAGACUAUAUCCAAUCAAAAUGCUGAACAGCCUACCGUUGCUGUUCCUCCGACUGCCCAGCAGCCUCCACCGACCAUUCCCAGCAUGAUUGCGGCAGCCAGUCCUCCAUCCCAACCAGCCAUUGCUCUUUCCACCAUUCCCGGAGCUGUGCCCAUCACUCCACCCAUCACCACCAUUGCUGCUGCACCAACGCCGUCAGCCCCUGUGGGCGGCACUCCUUCCACAGUCCUGGGACCUCCUGUUCCUGAGAUCAAAGUGAAAGAAGAAGUGGAGCCAGUGGACAUCACCAGGCCUGUCUCCACAGUCCCUCCUCUGGCUACCAACACCGUGUCUCCAUCUCUUGCUUUGCUGGCAAGCAACCUGUCCAUGCCUCCAAGUGACCUCCCACCUGGUGCCUCCCCAAGGAAAAAGCCUCGAAAGCAGCAGCACGUGAUCUCGACAGAGGAGGGGGAUAUGAUGGAGACAAACAGCACUGACGACGAGAAGUCCACUGCCAAAAGUCUCCUGGUGAAGGCUGAGAAACGCAAGUCUCCUCCCAAAGAGUAUAUUGAUGAGGAAGGUGUGAGGUAUGUUCCAGUGCGACCAAGACCUCCCAUCACUUUGCUUCGUCAUUAUCGGAACCCCUGGAAAGCUGCUUAUCACCACUUUCAGAGGUACAGUGACGUCCGGGUCAAAGAGGAGAAGAAAGCUAUGUUGCAGGAAAUAGCUAAUCAGAAAGGAGUGUCCUGCCGUGCCCAAGGCUGGAAAGUCCACCUGUGUGCUGCCCAGUUACUACAGCUGACCAAUCUAGAACACGACGUUUAUGAAAGACUUACCAACCUACAGGAAGGGAUUAUCCCAAAGAAAAAGGCAGCAACUGAUGACGAUCUGCAUCGAAUAAAUGAGCUGAUCCAGGGAAACAUGCAGAGGUGUAAACUAGUGAUGGACCAAAUCAGUGAAGCCAGAGACUCUAUGCCUGGACCAGAGUUAGCCCGAGGGCCUACACUCUGUUCUCAGCUCUUCUAUGGCAUCCAGAGGCAUCUGCGGGUCCAAGAGUAA
Messenger RNA from Mastomys coucha (southern multimammate mouse), 3343 nucleotides. It is a transcript of the gene Sap130, whose product is annotated as Sin3A associated protein 130. The coding region runs from base 188 to 3343 and encodes 1051 amino acids. Gene Ontology annotation, cellular component: Sin3-type complex. The record is from RefSeq and is a predicted model, not a curated record. The transcript has 22 exons. Lineage: Eukaryota; Metazoa; Chordata; Mammalia; Rodentia; Muridae. Gene Ontology annotation, biological process: negative regulation of transcription by RNA polymerase II.